Molecule: messenger RNA, 4500 nt
Organism: Megalobrama amblycephala (Wuchang bream)
Lineage: Eukaryota; Metazoa; Chordata; Actinopteri; Cypriniformes; Xenocyprididae
Gene: slc12a10.1
Product: solute carrier family 12 member 10, tandem duplicate 1
Exons: 27
Coding region: 146-3241 (1031 amino acids)
Biological process (GO): potassium ion import across plasma membrane; cell volume homeostasis; potassium ion homeostasis
Cellular component (GO): membrane
Molecular function (GO): sodium:potassium:chloride symporter activity
Source: RefSeq, a predicted model, not a curated record
UGGAAGCUCUUUAGAAUUAUUUUGUUGGUGGUCUUGUGCUCUGUUCAUUUUUUUUUCUCCGUCGUUCAUUCAGGAAUUAAGUUUAAAAAGAAGAGGAGAUCAGCUGUCAACCAUUACAUAAAUUCAGGAGCUUCAGGGUGCGCAAAUGGGUCACCACUUCUCCAAACGAAGGCUGGCGGGCGCAGACAACUUGGCCCCAGGUCGCUUUUCGGUCAGUGAAGAGGCUCCGCCGCAUUACUCCUCUUACAGCAGUGGCAGUGAGACGGCCAUCACCAUGGAGACACCAGCUCGAAGGACGUCAGAAGUUCUGAACUCAAGGCAGGACAAUAGGCGUCCUUCCAUAUACAGCACCAUGGAUGCAGUGCCCCAUCUAGAGUUUUAUGCCAACGCUACUGCCACGGGCCGCAUCAGGCGCAGCAGACCAUCACUGGAGACUCUGCGCAAGGUUUAUGAUGAUGGAGAAUCUGGUAACACAUGUGGCUCUAGUGCGGGAAGCGUUUCAGCGCUUCAAGAGUGUGGAAAAGAGUCUGAGGAAAACGGCCCAGGAGAAAAGACCUUCCAACCAGUGCGCUUUGGAUGGGUGACUGGGGUUAUGAUUCGCUGUAUGUUGAACAUCUGGGGAGUCAUUCUGUUCCUGCGAUUGUCCUGGAUAACAUCUCAAGCAGGAAUCCUUCUUACAUGGCUAAUUAUACUGAUGUCAGUUCUUGUGACCUCCAUAACGGCGCUGUCUGUAUCUGCCAUUUCCACCAAUGGGAGAGUCUCUUCUGGUGGCGCGUACUUCAUGAUCUCCCGCACACUGGGUCCUGAGUUGGGAGGUCCCAUCGGCGUGGUGUUUUCAUUCGCCAACGCUCUCGCUUGCGCGCUCAACACGGUGGGAUUCUCGGAGACAGUCAGAGAUCUUCUCAUUGAGUAUGACUCCCAAAUGGUGGAUUCAAUCAAUGAUGUCCGAAUUAUAGGAUCCAUCACAGUCACCAUGCUGCUUCUCAUCUCAUUGGCUGGGAUGGAGUGGGAGUCAAAGACUCAGAUCCUGUUCUUCUUGGUUCUCAUGGUGUCCUUCAUCAACUACUUUGUCGGCACUGUGAUUCCAGCAACUCCCCAGAAACAGUCGAUUGGUUUCUUCAGUUACCGCAGUGAGAUCUUCUUGGAGAACCUCCUUCCAGACUGGAGAGGGCCAGACGGCAACUUCUUCCGGAUGUUUGCCAUCUUCUUCCCAUCUGCCAUUGGGAUCCUUGCCGGAGCAAACAUCUCAGGCGACCUGAAGGAGCCUGAGAUUGCCAUUCCUAGAGGGACACUGAUGGCCAUAUUCUGCACAACCAUUAGUUAUUUAGCCAUAUCUUCGACUGUGGGAGCGUGUGUUCUGCGCGACGCCUCCGGAAACAUGAAUGACAGUUUGCCGCUGAACUUCACUGAGGCGUGCGACAGUUUGAGCUGCAGUCUGGGCUGGAACUUCACUGAGUGCGAGCAGAGCGGCUCCUGCACCUUCGGCCUCUCCAACAACUUCCAGGUUUUGAUCCAAGUCUCCGGCUUUGGUCCAUUGAUCUAUGCGGGCAUAUUCGCAGCCACCCUGUCGUCCGCUCUUGCGUUCCUCGUCUCCGCACCCAAAGUCUUCCAGUGUCUCUGUAAGGACAAUAUCUACCCAUACAUUGGCUUCUUUGGAAAGGGUUAUGGGAAAAACAAUGAGCCACUGCGAGCUUAUCUGCUGUGUUACAUCAUCGCCAUGUGUUUCAUUCUGAUUGCUGAGCUGAACGUAAUCGCUCCUCUGAUCUCAAACUUCUUCCUCUGCUCUUACGCGCUGAUCAACUUCAGCUGUUUUCACGCUUCGAUCACCAAUUCACCUGGAUGGAGGCCAUCGUUUCGGUAUUACAGCCCCUGGACGGGUUUAUUCGGGGCCGUUAUUUCUGUUGUGCUGAUGUUCUUGCUCACCUGGUGGGCCGCGCUCAUCGCUUUAGGUUUAAUCAUCUUUUUAUUCGGCUAUGUGACCUACAAGAAACCUGAGGUGAACUGGGGAUCGUCUGUCCAGGCCAGUACCUACAACAUGGCUCUGUCCUACUCCGCGUCUCUGGCAGGAAUUGAAGAUCACGUCAAAAACUACAGGCCUCAGUGUCUGGUUCUGACGGGUCCUCCGACUCUGCGUCCAGCGCUGGUGGACUUUGUGGGCACUUUCACCAAAAAUGUCAGUUUGAUGAUUUGUGGAGACAUUCUCAUGGAUGAGAAGUCGGUUGUGUCCCAGCGCAACACUAAUGACAUGAUAAAGUGGCUCAAUCAGAGGAAGGUUCGUUCCUUCUACACGUCCUUCAAAGCAUCCAGUCUGAGAGACGGAGCCCGGCAUCUUCUACAGGCCUCUGGUUUGGGAAAGUUGAAACCGAAUAUACUAGUGGUGGGAUUCAAAAUGAACUGGCAGGAGAGCAGCGGUCAAGACAUAAAGGACUACAUCAACACUAUAUAUGAUUCUUUCGACUCCAACCACGGCGUGUGUGUUCUGCGCAUGAUGGAUGGACUGGACGUCCGAGACGAGUUACAGACUGAGGUCAAUCAGGCCUUUGAGGUAGACGAGGCCAUCGAGUCUGAUCAGCAGAAUUCAGACGCCGAUUCAGACGUCGACAACACAAAGAACAUGGCGAGCGAUCAGAUCAAAACUGUGUUCCAGAACAAACAAGGGAAGAAGACCAUCGAUGUGUACUGGAUCUCUGACGAUGGAGGUUUGACUUUGUUAGUGCCAUACCUGUUGACCAGAAGGAAACGCUGGAGACGAUGCAAAGUCAGAGUGUUCAUCAUUGGAGAACAGCAAACCAUGGAAAAUGACCGCAAAGAAAUGAUGACUUUGCUCCAGCGUUUCCGACUGGACGUUCAUGAUGUCAUCGUGAUGACGGACAGCGAACGACCAUCACUUCCCAAAAAUACAAGGGUCUUUGAGGAAAAAGUCGCCCCCUUCAGGCUAAACGAGGCACAGCUGGAUGAAAGGACAGCGCAACAGCAGAGAACAGAGUGUCCGUGGAAAAUCACGGACAAAGAGAUGGACGCCCUGAGACUCAAGUCGGAGAGAAAAGUGCGUCUGAACGAGAUCAUACGGAGAAAUUCGCAGCAUGCCGCACUGGUUCUAGUGUCUCUCCCUGUACCGCAGGCGGACUGUCCCAGUUGUCUCUAUAUGGCCUGGUUGGACACACUUAGCUGCGGUCUACACUGUCCUGUCCUGCUCAUACGAGGAAACCAGCAGAACGUCUUGACCUUCUACUGCCAAUAAACUGCUCACGUGAUUUACUCACUUAUGCUGGCUCUUUAUGGCAAAACAAUAUUUUUUUCAUACACUGGUCAAUUUUGAGAUUUUUGGCUAGUUGUCUUAUUUCAGACUGGUAGGGAAAAAAUACAUCCAAAAUACACUUUUAAGUGUUUAUUUUAUUGUAUUUUGUCUAUUUACGUCUGUAGAUUUCAUUUUCAAUACAUAUCUUUAAAAGCCAUUUUCUUAAAAAAAGUUUUUUUCUCCACUUCAGCAGCACUUACAUAUAUCAAAAUUUACAGCUUUAUUCUUAUCUAUAUUCUAAAGGUUUUUACAGAAGGGUUUGUUCAUAUAUCAUUCAUAUCAUUUUAAAUAACAUUUUAUUACUACAAACAUGAUGAAAAUUAUUUUUGUCUGUCUUUCUGAUUUAUGGACUGAUUAAAAAGAGAUAUCCAAAAUCCCUUCUAUAAAACCCUUUAACUGUAAUAUGUUAACAAAAUCAAACAAUAAUUUCAAACCUGGCUUUAUCCAUUGUUCAGAUUUAUGUUCUGGAAAUGUAUGCAAAUUAGAGCAUAUUAAAGUACAUAUUGCCUCAUAUGCAUAUUUAAACAUAACAUUUCAGAAAAUUUAUAAUACAAAAAAUGUUUGCAAUUCUUAAUGUAAUCAAUCAAUCAACUGGAGAAAUAUGGUGAUAUCUAUAAUUUUUGACCCUAUUCACCUGUGGCGUCGACUCACGUCGAUUUUGCUGUAAAAAAAUAUUCAAAUACUUAUCACACUUUAAAAUGUGUGCAUGUAAUUUUAUUAAUAAAUAUUAAAUUACAUUUUAUUAUUAAAUAUAUUAUAUGAGUUCAUGCAUUCCCUGAGAACUGAACCCAUGACUUUGGCAUUGUAUGAAUCUAAAUAUAUUUGGGGCCACUGUAAAUUUACCUGCGUAAUAUAUUAACUCUUCAGUAUAUCAAAUGUUUUUGUUUUGCCUUAUUCUUUGUGCAGAUUUAUCAUCUUGCUUAAAGCUCAUUAUAUGUAUUAUUGUAUUUCUAUUUUUUCUUUUUAGUGUGAACUCAUGUCUGUGUCAAGGUCUUAUAUGGUGAAGGGCUGAAGUUGCUAGAGUGAAAGUGUAAUUGAAAUAUUUUGUCAUUUUAAUUAUGUCAGUGAGAACUAUUAUGUCUUCAAUUAUUAAUCAUCAUUUUUGAGCUUUGAAAGGAGGCCAAGACACAGAAACACUCCAUGCAAUGUUUAUGUUUAUUUCAGCUAUAAUAUAUUCUGUAAGUUGUGAUGGUUAAAAUUUC